Ostertagia ostertagi is the source of this 477-nucleotide messenger RNA. The record is from the annotation of a GenBank genome assembly. Lineage: Eukaryota; Metazoa; Nematoda; Chromadorea; Rhabditida; Trichostrongylidae.
AUGUACAAGGACGACGUCUCCUGUAAUGAAUCGCCAUGCAUCGUGGAUAUGACGACAUCCGUUUACGAGAUCGCAAGUGUGAACGCACAUUUGCCGUAUGCGGCUCGUAUGAAGUUAUUGGAUAUUCCUGCACCGUUGAUGGCGCUGGUGGACCGAAUGCGAAGCAUCUGUCUUGCGUACGAGACAGUUGAUGAUAGGCCGUUAACAAUGCUACUGAGCGGUGCCAGCGGAAGCGGCAAACGCCUGCUCGCGACACGUUUGGCUAUGGAGACGCAUCGAAACAUCGUUGAAGAGUGUUCCUAUAACCUUUGGAGAGAAAGCGUCGAUCAAAUGGAGGCUAAUCUCAGAAACGCUUUUGAAAAAGCCAAGUCCUACCAACCGUCGAUUCUCUAUCUCACAUCUGUCGAUGUUCUUGGCUACGAUCCUGCCAGCGGCACACUCGGCAAGUUUUCUUUUCUGUUUAUUCUGAAAUGUCAU